CGGCGGCGAUGACGUCAUUGUCGGGGCGCCUAUUUCAAUGUCCGCGGGCCGGGUCGCGGAUUUUUGUUGCUCUGCUUUCUUACCGCCGCCACAACCACCACAACUCCUGCCGCGUCUGCCCCGGCGCGAGCGAUUCUCUUGCCACUGAACGUGUCGUGGAGAACGCCGGCGGCCGACCAUGAACAGCCUUUGGAUCGGGAACUUGGCGCCGUACAUGGAUGAGUAUUUUCUCAUGCGUGCCUUUGCCGAAGCGGCACAUCCUCUUGCUGGCGUGAAAAUCAUCAAAGACAAAGUGUCCAAAAAUCCCCUGGGGUAUGGAUUUGUUGAGUUCCCAAGCAAAGAAAAGGCUAUGGAAUGUCUGCACAAGUUAAAUGGCAAACCAGUGCCCAAUUCCUAUCCAGUGUUGAUGUUCAAAUUAAAUUAUUCUACUUAUGGAAACAGUAUGAAUCAUAGCCAUGGUUACACGCUCUUCCUGGGAGACCUCAGCCCGGAGGUGGACGACGGAAUGCUCUUUGAUUAUUUUUCACCACGCUACCCGUCGUUUAGUGCAGCCAAGGUCUCGACAGAUGCCUCUGGUCAAUCCAGGGGCUUUGGCUUCCUCAAGUUUGGGGACGAGGCGGACAUGACGAAAGCCUUGCAAGAGCAACAGGGAACAUGGGGACUGGGACAAAAUCCGAUUCGCAUCAGCCUCUCCAUUCCACGCAGCCAGUAUCAGGACUCAAGCAUGGGGAAAUCCCCAAGGUCUUAUGCAGGUUUGGAAAGCAACAGCCAAUUUCAAGUGCCCUUUGAGACAACAGAUGGCCACCCUUCAUCCGGAAACAAUAAAAUAAGCAGCAAGGGGGACCGUCCGACCAAUAUCAGCCAGCUGAACUACACAUACACUCAAUCUACAUUACAGGAGUAUGAUGCAGAUGAUUGUACACUUGAAGACCACAACUCCAUUCUCGAUGUGGAAGCAGCGAACCGAGAACUAAUGGAGCACAGUGAGGAGCUGUUCGACUCCCUCAUGAGCUGUCACUGGCAGCCAUUGGAUUUUGCCCCCAGCAAGCGAACGGCAGCUGGUUUGGACACUUGACCGUGCAUUGGCUGGGCUCAACACCAAUCCAAAUGCAACACAACACGGCACAGGAAAAUCAGUCUAUCCUUGUACCUAACCGUACGGCGUUGUGUGUUAUAGGUUGCAGCGGGAGUGUUUUAUUUUUUAGUAACGUGAUGAACGAAUGUUUUUGUGAUUACCCCCUCCCCUUCUGACAAUGCUCAUUGUUAUUGAGUCGUUUGUUCCAGUCUGGGUAUUGACUGACGAUCAAGCACAGGUUUUUUUUUUUUUGUGUGAAAAUUGUGGGUAGAACGAUUCACCGCCGAAGCAUUUUGUUGAAUUGUAACGAUUUGAGGUCGCGAUUCAUAAAGUUUUUCUUUACGUUUUGGUGAAUGGUGGUGCCUCCUUAUGGCUACAGGAGCAAUUUGAGCCCAUUUUUUAUCCAACGUCGGGCAGUAGCUAUGAUCUAUCUACUGCUGAAUGAAGGCCUACCCAAGUAAUUGUCCUUCAUUUUCGCUUCACGAAACCACAAUCCAUAAAGCUUGUGCACACAAAGUAAUUUAACUGCUCUUUCCACUAGGUGGUUGCAUAAUCGGACAUGUUGCCGUCUUUGGCUGCCACACAGUCAAUAGUCAUGACCACCUGCCACCAUCCGUUAUGGCAGCAUGUCCUGCCUGAGCACAUUUAAUGGUCAAUAUGAUGCCUCUAACUUCUAUGUUUUCUGAUCCUCAUGUUCCUCUUGCUGUCUUAAUGCAAGUCCAAUCAUGAACCUCUCCAUGCAUUUUUGCACUCUCUUCAGAUGUUCCAUUUUCUUUGUCCAUGUUUCUGAUUCAUUUCACAACAUGUGUACACUAUCUAAAAACUGUCUUUGGGAAGAUUGAGAUGUUGCUUUUCAUUAUCAUGAUCUUGAUCUAUCCACAUCCUAGUGCACACAGAAUGACAUCUUGAAAAAUUGCGACUAAACAUUCAGAACUCUGAAAGCUCAUUAUUACUCUUUUUUUAACCCAGGAAAGCCUCACCCAAAUGUCAACACUCUUGAGGAGGGUCCUGCAAAAUUUUCCGAAUAGGGGGUGAUUAUUCAAAAAGGGGUAAUCCCAGUGAAGCAGUUUUCCGUCAUUGUGUUUGAGCAAUACCAAAGUGAUUAUUUUUUUUACUGAAAAGUUUUCAUGGGUUUUGGGUUGCAGCUGUGAUUUACAAGUCGGUUGUAAGUGAUGCAGAAGGAUGACAACUAUAAAGGUUCAAUUUAAAUAGUAAAA
Messenger RNA from Lethenteron reissneri (Far Eastern brook lamprey), 2292 nucleotides. RefSeq names its product tRNA selenocysteine 1-associated protein 1-like. Gene Ontology annotation, biological process: selenocysteine incorporation. The record is from RefSeq and is a predicted model, not a curated record. Lineage: Eukaryota; Metazoa; Chordata; Hyperoartia; Petromyzontiformes; Petromyzontidae. Gene Ontology annotation, molecular function: tRNA binding. Gene Ontology annotation, cellular component: nucleus.